GUUCUAAGAAACAGCUUACCAGAGCUACCAAAGCCGUUCUUCGGUUAUAUACUUCCUCUUCUUCCGAAGUGAUAUCUGUGCUUUUGGAACUUAUGCUGCAGCCAUUAGAUUCCCCAAAUGGGGAGUUAGUGAACGCUUUGAAAUUCCAUGAUAUCAUUGACAGCCACAGUGCAUAUGAUUAUUGGAAACCAAUACUGAAAAAACUGUCAAAUAGAGAACCAGAGUUGCUUCUGACUCUUCUGCAGGCAGCUCUUGACAAAAUCGAGACUCUGGAGGCCAUGAAACAUGAACUUGUGUCAGGUGAAAAUUGCUUUUCAGGAAAUGAAAAUGAAUCUCUCCGACUUCAACUAUUAUUCUAUCUAUGUGAAGAGGUAGUUGGAAAUCUGAAGACACUGAAGCCUCUUAACCGUAGUGAUUCUGCUGCUGACAGGGAAGAUUCUUCAAGAAAACUUGGUCUUCCAGAGGCAACGCUGCAACAAAUAUUACGUAAAUGUUUACUUUUGUCCUCUCACACCAAUAAUCAGCUGAUGGAUUCAGUUCUUGUCAUUGCUCAGAUUAUGGGAAGGAAUUCUUUAUUCCAUAAGUUAAAUAAGCUCUGCUCACUGAGCGUAUUUGAUUCAGAGAUUAUUCACUCGGAUCCUUCCACCAGUAGUUCAGAAAGCUUCCUACUAUCCAAGGGGGAAGAUUCUCUUCGCCAGGCUGCUCAGAAGCUUGAAUUAAUUAAGCACCAAGUUGUGAAGGGCAAUAACGUGAAGACAGCAGAUGCCGGGAGCAGAUGGGUAGUUGCAGAAGCAUGGAAACCAUGCCCCACUGAAGUUGCAAAAUCAUCCGACAAUGAUAUCCCAGAAACUGAUAAAUGUGGAUGCAAGCGGGAUGCUUCCUCUGCGAUUGAAUGCUUGGACGACCAUCCUAAUAUGAAGAAAAUGAGGAAGACAGAGGAGCCUGGUGAUAGCAACAACGACAGGGAUUUUCUCUCGGAUAAAAAUGACAACGACGACAUGCCUUUGGAAGGUUCAAAAGGCCACCUGCUGAUUGGUGGAGUGUGGAGAAAGGUUUCAAAGGAGGAGCUGCAUGAUAUUGCAAGAGCUGUGAAGAUUUUGAUUUAAUCAAAGCCUUGUGAGACGGCUUCGCUUUGGCAGGGGGGUGAGAGCAAAAUGAAAAGGUCUCUGUUUCUGUUGCACGUCUGCCAUCAAUUUUGCAGCUUGUAAAUUUUUUGUCAGUGGAUUUUGCUUGUAAUCUCCAAGAAAUUUUAAUUUAUCUGUUACCUGCUUGACACCACUGUUAAAUUUUAUAGAUUAAUAAUACAAAUUUGAUUAUGCUAAAA
Messenger RNA from Nicotiana tabacum (common tobacco), 1324 nucleotides. The record is from RefSeq and is a predicted model, not a curated record. NCBI's taxonomy places the organism in Eukaryota, Viridiplantae, Streptophyta, Magnoliopsida, Solanales, Solanaceae.